AGGAGGAAGAUGUCAAUCAAUCAGUGUAAGCCCGCCCACACAAUCUGCCAGAUCACCUGUAACAGCUGUGUGGCUGUUGAGCCUGUAGGUUAGCAGAUUCCUCCAGAGCUGUUGGACAGCAGACAGCUCAACUAAACUAUGUCAGAAUCAUGUUCUCCUGUUGGGCGGUUCUGUUCUCCAUUGAGGCUGGAGUUAACAAUGGAAAACUGACUAAUGCAUUACAUCACACAGAAGACAAUUUAAGGUUGGAUUGGCGCUACUACGAGGGACAGAUCCCGUCAUUCCUGGGACCCAACGAAGGCGGGAAAAGCAGCACCCUCCAUCUUGACGGUCUGUUCCCUCCUAUCUCUGGUAAUGUCUACAUCCUGGGCAGAGACAUCUGGACACACCUGAGCGCCAUCAGACAGAGUCUGGGAGUCUGUCCUCAACAC
This is a messenger RNA of Perca fluviatilis (European perch), 431 nucleotides long. Its product is annotated as phospholipid-transporting ATPase ABCA1-like. Gene Ontology annotation, biological process: transmembrane transport; lipid transport. Lineage: Eukaryota; Metazoa; Chordata; Actinopteri; Perciformes; Percidae. Gene Ontology annotation, cellular component: intracellular membrane-bounded organelle; membrane. Gene Ontology annotation, molecular function: ABC-type transporter activity; ATP binding; lipid carrier activity. The record is from RefSeq and is a predicted model, not a curated record.